ACCUCUCCACCGGAGUCUAAUUAGUAUUCUCCCAAAAGUAUAAAUACUUGCUUAUAUUCAUUCACCCCUAAUUCCCCUUCCCUGCCCUAUAUAUUUCUCUCUCUCUCCCAGCCGCAAAAUGCACAAUCUCUCUCCCAAUCUCCCCCAAAUCUCUCCCCUUAAUUCACUUUCUAAUAUGCUUCGAUUCGCCUCUCUUUUUAUUUUUUGAGACUUUUUUCCUUUCUUUUUCGUCUGUCACUUAUGGGAUCGGAAAGCUGCGGUGGAGUUGGUGUUAAGGACUACCGAUCCGGCGUCGUUUCAGUUGAUUUUAGCUCUCGGAUUGAUUCUUCUAACUCAUUUUCUACUCCCAAUGAAGCAGCCUGGAAUAAGAUGGUCAAUGGUGAGGGUUGUAAGAACCCAAUUGAAAAGGCAAGCAAGGAACUUAAUUUUACGAGAACAAGUAAUCCUCUUACAUUUCAAGACCUGGAGGCCAAGAAACAACGGAGGACAUCUGGGAAAGCGGCAAGAAAAUCACGGUUGUCACAACUGGAAGUUUCUAUGAACGAAACAGAGACUAAUGAUGUUGAGGGUAAAGCUAAGGAAGUUGGAUUUUUCUAUGGCAAGGGCAUUACUUUAGAGAAAACUCAAACGUCUAGGCAGAAGACUAACAUAAAUGGAAAGCGGAAUGAUAAGAGGAAUGGCAAAGCUCCUAAGAGUAAAUAUGAUUCUUUCUCUGUCAAGACUGGAUUGGCGAGCUUCAGUUCUGCUGCUUUAGGGAAUAACAUUCUCGGAGGAUAUGGCUUGAGAGCAGAUAUGGAGGAUGUCACUAAGAAUAUCGAUGAGCUGUCAUUAAAUGAACUACUUGAAGGCAGUUAUAAGUGUCCUAAAUUUGCAAUGGACAAGGGCGAGAGAUCAGAAGAUCCAGAUGACAAAAUUAUGCAGUCUGUCAAAAAUGCCUGGUCAAUUCUUCAGACGCGAAAGAUAAAACCACAGGCUAUGGAGGUUGAUGGUAGUUACCAUCAAGAAGUUCUUUCCCCAUGCUAUUUGGCAUUGGAUUCUCUUGUAGGAAACAGAAAAGAGGAAGCUAAUGACACAGAUAUAAUAGAUGUAUCUCCAGCGCACAAGGAGUCUGGGAUUCAGUCUGAUAUACUUGAUUUCCCAUUGCACAAGCCGGAAAAAAUAUUCGAACGCCUCACUCUCCCUCCACCCAGGGAUUUAGAGUUUUUGCUCCUUGAUACUGCCAAGUCAGCUACCCCAAGAAUUAGUGCUGAUCCCCGGCCAGGCAAACCUGUAAAUCAGCGAGGUUGUUUGCCACCAUUUUCUUGGUCAAAUGCUUAUUCUGGACACUGCAAGUCUAACGUAGAUCCGGUCAAACUAUCGACAAGUAGAAGCACUUGCCAAAGUAGAUGGGCAAAAAUAGAAACCACUUUCCCUUCUCCAGAUACCACCUCUGGCUUCUUGACAGAGCUUGAAUCACUCAGAUAUGAUGACAGUAUAGUGCCUGUAGAAUAUCAAAGCUUGGCGCCUGUGGUAAAGGAAAAAAAUCAGCCUGAAUCUGUUAGCUUAACUGGACAGGGCUUGAUUAAGUGCACAGUGGCUCCUCAGGCUUCUCGAGAUUCUUCAGGUUUGUCUUCUCCUAGAGCAUUGGCUGCUGCUCAGUUACUAUGUGAUAUUUCUGCUCAUCCCUUGAAGAAAAAUGACCUUGGGAUGAUAAAAUCACUGAAAAGACCCUCCCAGAAGUCCAUGAGAGCUCCUGACUGCAAACCUAGUGAGAAACCUGAAAACAUAUAUGCAACACCAAUAACAAAAUCAAGAUUUGACUGUCCUCCUAGCAAUCCCGAGGUUGUGUUUGGCCUGAAGAGGCCAAGGCCGUCUGUGAAGGAAAGAAGUGCUGAAACUCUGCACAAUAAUAUAACCCCAAGAGGACAACUUCCUAGUUGGUCUAUGCCCCGGUCAAAUAGAUCAUCUCCCAACAAAUCUCUUCGGGGUUCUGUUUCAGAAACCAAGCCUUAUAAUGUUGUAAAGAAACCAUUUAUGUUACCACCAGUUGCAAGAACAAUGGAAGCAGCCAGUAGUAGUCAGCCAAAACAACGGAAGUUGAUGCAGAUUGGGUGGAAUAGGGAGAGCGGAAAGAUGAAUUGAUUGGCUAGGAACAGGUAAAAAAGAAACCUUUGGCCUGUGCAAAUGUUGUAUUCACAUGAUGUAAUCUCCUGUUGGGUUAUUUGAUGAGUAGCUUUCGUUGUAUAUAAUGUGCUAAAGCUAGGACAGAAAUAGUGGAAAGGAUUUUCUCUUCUCAGGGUAUAGAGAAUAUUGGUUUUACAUUUGUAACAUUAUGUGGCGAAUGACCAUGAACACACAGGGGAACACCUUUGCCUAGUGUAGAAUAUUCUACCUGCAAUGGAUAUUUAUGUGAUCCUUUCAGUCUCA
Daucus carota subsp. sativus is the source of this 2406-nucleotide messenger RNA. RefSeq lists its product as uncharacterized. The coding region runs from base 241 to 2121 and encodes 626 amino acids. Lineage: Eukaryota; Viridiplantae; Streptophyta; Magnoliopsida; Apiales; Apiaceae. The transcript is spliced from 6 exons. The record is from RefSeq and is a predicted model, not a curated record.